AUGAGGCUAUUGCAAGCGUUCCUUGUAGUUGGGCUCACCCUUCGGGGAUCACUAACUGUUCAAGCUGCAACCACGUUCGCUCUCCCAAAUACCUCGGCGACGUUUCAAACUGCCCAGCCAACACUCACGCUCGCUACAUGGGAUGCGACAGAUACCUUUGCAACCGCCACCGAUUCUCAGACGACGACAGCUACUGCGUCUAACUUCUCGGAGCAGGAUCCAAUCCUCGACUCCCGCCGAACAGUGAAUAUGCUGGCUGGUGCGCCACACCUUCUCCUUGUUGUUUUACUUAGUUUCGGUCGUGCAGACAUCAAGGGCAUUUACAGCCUCCCUCAACAGGGUGAAGUUGUACAAAAUAAGACUUUGAAUGUUACCGACAUCCAAGGCGACAUACUUAUAGGCAUGAAGAAAAAGCUAGAACUAUUCUACUUUUUCAGUAUCAACGAACCGAAGGCGUUUAAGAAGAAACUUCAUACCUACGUCGUGCCUCGCAUCACCAGUACCUUUCAACUGCUCAGCACUUCCACUCAGCCUAUCGUGUGUCUCAACCUUGCAUUCACGCGUACUGGACUCGUCAGCCUCGGCAUCACCGCCAACCUUGGUGACACCCCAUUCAACAGAGGCCAGUUUGCUGACGCUUCAAAUCUGGGAGAUGUACUCAGCAAUUGGAUAUCAGCUUUUGCUGGCACGAAAGUUCACGGCGUAUUUCUGAUUGCAUCUGACUCGUCAUCCAAUCUUGUUGCGAUGGUCAAAUGGCUCGAGACCCUAUUUGGGACCGACAUGACAAAGCUAUAUACCCUCCAAGGCAACAUUAGACCACCUCCUAAUGAUGGUCACGAAAUGUUCGGGUUCCUUGAUGGAAUCGGUCAGCCCGCAGUUGCUGGUUUCAACCUCGUUCCGGCCCCAGGACAGCAAGUUGUGUCACCUGGUGUCAUUCUGACUGGCGAACCUGGCGAUUCUCGGCUUGGUUCGCGACCGAAAUGGGCUAAAGACGGUUCUUUCCUCGUUUUCCGUCAACUCAAACAGCUUGUACCCGAAUUCAACAAGUUUUUGCUUGAUAAUGCCCCUCCUGCACCCACGGCUUCGCCUUCAAUGACCCUUGCUGAACGUGCCGAACUUCUUGGUGCACGAAUCGUCGGUCGCUGGAAGAGUGGUGCUCCUGUCGACUUGACCCCUCUUGUUGACAACCCUACGAUGGGAGCGAAUCCACUCAUAAAUAACAAGUUUGACUUCUCUCACACUGGAUUCAAUAUCAACACGGAUCAGACCCAUUGCCCAUUUGCGGCGCACAUCAGGAAAACUCGCCCACGCGCUGAUCUCAGCACCCCGUUGAAUGCUAUUAUGCGAGCUGGCAUCCCCUACGGCCCAGAAUUGAGCCGGGCAGAGGCUUUCAGUAACCAAUCAAGCGUCCUUUCAUCAAGUGAAAGAGGCCUCGCCUUCGUGUCCUACCAAUCCAAUAUCGACUUGGGGUUCCAGUUUAUCCAAACACAGUGGGCAAAUGCAAUCAAUUUUGCUCCUGGAAAGAAUCCCGUGCCUGGUUUUGACCUGAUUUUUGGUCAAAAUGCGGGCGCAACUCGUUGGAUGUCAGGAGCAGAUAUUGAUAACCCGACCUGGAAGCUCAAGAUGCUCUUCGACCAUGUGAUAUCUCGUGGCGGAGAGUAUUUCUUCAGUCCGAGUAUAUCUGCCAUUCGCGACGUAAUCUCAGUAUAG
Molecule: messenger RNA, 1710 nt
Organism: Serendipita indica DSM 11827
Lineage: Eukaryota; Fungi; Basidiomycota; Agaricomycetes; Sebacinales; Serendipitaceae
Source: the annotation of a GenBank genome assembly